UCUCAUGCAAUCCGUUUGGAAGACUGCCGUGAACACGACGCUAAACUGACUUAAAUAAUAAAAACACCUUAAUGGGAUGUGAAAAAUAAAUUCUUUCUUAUUCCAGUUUGAAGAAUAUGCUCAUGCCGUGAUUAUAUCCUCGGUGAUUUGCUUGGUCUUUAAAGAAGAUUGUUCGUGAUGGAUAACAACAGACAAAGGCACAGAUGGGAUUGCUCGUGGAUUGUUCUCCGGAUUUCUUUGCUAAUGUGUCUUGGGAACAAGAUUACGGCUCAGAUAAGGUACUCUAUUCCGGAAGAAUUGAAAGAAGGAUAUAUUGUGGGCAAUAUCGCUAAGGAUUUAGGGCUUGAUAUUAGUAUGUUGGUGAACAGACGGCUUCGUAUUGUGUCCGGUUCUGAUAGUGCUCUUUUCCACUUAAACCAGAACAAUGGCGUUUUGUAUACCCAUAAGAAAAUCGACAGAGAGGAAAUAUGUUCUGCAAUUAACCCUUGCGUAAUAAAUUUGAAAAUAGUCGUUGAAGACCCUCUUGAGAUUCAUUACAUAGGGGUGGAAAUUACAGAUGUAAAUGACCAUUCUCCAAUGUUUACGGAAAAAGAGAAACGUCUUGAAAUAGCAGAAUCAACUGUUCAAAAUACCCGUUUUCAGCUGCAAGCCGCUCGUGACCCUGACAAUGGAGAGAACUCUGUUCGAUUAUACAAAUUAAGCCAAAACGAACAUUUUGAUGUGGAAAUAAGGGACAGGGGAGAAGAUAAGCUUCCGUUUUUGGUUUUACAGAAGCCACUCGAUCGUGAGCGCAGAGCAGAACAUAAUUUAAUCUUAACUGCAUUCGAUGGAGGAAGCCCACAUAGGUCAGGUACACUCAACAUAACAGUUAUUGUUCUUGACGUUAAUGACAAUCGUCCUAUAUUUAGUCAAGACGUAUAUACGACAACACUGAAAGAAAACACACCCAUUGGAACAUUGGUGUUGAAAUUACAGGCAAAUGAUAAUGAUGACGGUGUAAAUGGGGAAGUGUCUUUUGUUUUCGGGGGUGACAAAAAACAAAACGCCUUCGAUAUUUUUGUUUUAGAUAACGUAACGGGUGAAAUUCGAGUAAAGGGCGAAGUAGAUUUUGAACAGACUAACAUUUACAAACUAGAUAUUCAAGCCUCAGACGGUGGUCAGCCUCCUUUGACCACUGAUUGCAGAGUUAUCAUAAAGAUACUAGAUGUAAAUGACAAUCAACCGUGCAUAGAGGUUACUUCAUUGUCCAACAUAGUUCCUGAGGAUACCAGACCUGGAACUGUAAUAUCGCUAAUUAGUUUUAGUGACAGAGACACUGGUGCAAAUGGGAAGGUCAAGAGCGCUAUAUCGGAAAUCGUACCAUUUGAAUUAAAACCAUCAAUUCAGGAGAACAUCUACUCAUUAGUGAUUAAAGAACAACUGGACCGAGAGAUAGUUUCAUAUUAUGACAUAACGAUUACAGCCACAGACCUAGGGCAGCCUCCUUUAUUCACCACUAAAACACUGAGCGUGCAAAUUUCAGAUGUGAAUGAUAAUAAGCCAGUAUUUACCCAAAACCCUGUUGAACUGUAUGUAUUUGAAAAUAAUUUUCCAGGUGCUUCUAUAUUUUGUAUCAGCGCAUCUGAUAGCGAUGUAAAUGAAAACGCUUUAAUAUCUUAUAAUAUUCUCAGAGGGGGGAAUAAACCCAAUGACAUAGCAUCGUUCCUUAACAUUCAUUCGGAAACAGGUGUUAUACAAGCACUAAAACCCUUUGACUUCGAAACUACAAAAACGUUCCAGUUCCACGUGCUCGCUACAGAUUCUGGAACUCCGUCACUAAGCAGCAACGUCACAGUGAACGUCUUCAUUCUGGAUCAGAACGACAACGCUCCAGUGAUCUUAUAUCCAGUCAGUGCUAACGGUUCUGCUGAAGGUGUGGAGGAGAUUCCCCGCAAUGUCAACGCAGGACAUUUGGUGACUAAAGUAAGAGCCUAUGACGCGGAUGUAGGAUACAACGGCUGGUUAUUAUUUUCACUGCAGGAAGUGAGUGACCACAGUCUCUUUGCUUUGGACCGCUAUACAGGACAGAUAAGGACCCUUCGCUCAUUCACAGAAACAGAUGAUGCUGAACAUAAACUGGUCAUACUGGUCAAAGACAAUGGAAAUGUUUCGUUUUCAGCAACAGCCACUGUGAUUAUCAAACUUGUUGAGCCAAAAGAGGCUUUUGCAGCUUCUGAUGUUAACAACGCAGUAAAAGAAGAGAAAGAAAACAGCGUUACAUUUUAUUUGAUCAUUACAUUGGGUUCGGUUUCAUUUCUUUUCAUCAUCAGUAUCAUCGUGCUGAUUGUAAUGCAGUGCUCCAAAUCUACAGACUAUUCCUCCAAGUAUUUGCAAGAUACAAAUUAUGACGGGACACUGUGUCACAGCAUCCAGUACAGAUCCGGAGAUAAACGCUACAUGUUAGUUGGACCAAGAACGAGUAUCGGUUCUACUCUAGUUCCAAGAAGUAAUACGAAUACUCUAGUGAUACCAGAUCGCAGGAGGAGAACGUCUGGUGAGGUAAGAAAGAAAUGUUAUAUAUAA
This is a messenger RNA of Ictalurus punctatus (channel catfish), 2562 nucleotides long. Its product is annotated as protocadherin alpha-8-like. Gene Ontology annotation, molecular function: calcium ion binding. The coding region runs from base 178 to 2562 and encodes 794 amino acids. The transcript has a single exon. The record is from RefSeq and is a predicted model, not a curated record. Lineage: Eukaryota; Metazoa; Chordata; Actinopteri; Siluriformes; Ictaluridae. Gene Ontology annotation, biological process: homophilic cell-cell adhesion. Gene Ontology annotation, cellular component: plasma membrane.